AUGGGAUUAUCAACAACUCCACAUCCAAAACCUUAUCCUUUGGGGUGGAUACAAAAGGAUACUAAGCUUCAGGUAACGACACAGUGUUGUUUCGAAUUCGCUAUCACUGAUAAGUUUAUUGAUAAAAUUAUCUGUGAUGAUGUGCCAUUGGAUGUAGCACAAGUGAUUUUUGGAAAUCCAUAUUUAUGGGAACGAGAUGUUGUUCUUUAUCAUAGAGAGCGUGCUUAUUUGUUUAAAAAGGAUGGGAAGGAAUUUGGAAUACUGGCUAGCAAAACCCAUCUACCCAUGAAAAUGGGUACCACUAAUCAAGUCAAGAGAUUGAUUAAUGCCUGUGGUAAAUUCAUUUUAUUAUUAAUCAGACCAAUGAACAUGGGACAAAAGAAAGUAACAUUACAUGCUACACUCUCCAUCAAACAAAAAAGUGAGAUGAGUUCAUUAAAGAAGCAGUUUGUGGAUUUAUUUCAGGAAGAGGUUAUUAUACCACCUAAAAGAAGUGUGGAACAUGAGAUUACACUUGUUGGAGAUGCCUCUUUACCAAACUUGGGGUUAUAUAUAACCUCUAUAACUGAAUCUGAAGAAAUCAAGAGACAAGUACAAGAGUUACUUGAACAAAGGAUGAUAGUGCCAAGUUGUUCCCCAUGUGGCUCUCCAGUUCUACUUGUACCAAAGAAAGAUGGAGGAUGGAGAAUGUAUGUAGAUUACCGAGCUUUAAAUAAGAUUACUAUAAAGAAUAGAUAUCCAUUACCAAGGAUUGAUGAUCUUCUUGAUCGAUUAGGAGGUGCAGCCAAGCUAUUCUUCCACCAUGUUUGGAAAAAUUUUGGGCUACCCACAUCCAUUAUCUCUGAUAGAGAUAGUCGCUUCCUAAGUCAGUUUUGGACCAAGUUAUGGAGUCUAAUGGAUAUAAGGCUCAAGCGUAGCACUGCAUUUUAUCCUCAAACAGACGGACAAACAGAAGUAGAACUUUGGUUCAUCUUUUAA
Messenger RNA from Papaver somniferum (opium poppy), 978 nucleotides. RefSeq lists its product as uncharacterized. Gene Ontology annotation, molecular function: nucleic acid binding. The transcript has a single exon. The coding region runs from base 1 to 978 and encodes 325 amino acids. NCBI's taxonomy places the organism in Eukaryota, Viridiplantae, Streptophyta, Magnoliopsida, Ranunculales, Papaveraceae. The record is from RefSeq and is a predicted model, not a curated record.